AUGGAAGCAGAUGUUAGGAACGUGCAGCGCACAGCUGCUCUAAUGAUUGAGAGAGCAUGGGUAGCGUAUUCAUCGAGGAAGUUAUUUGCGUUGAUGAAGGAAUUAAUUACCAAGGCUGAACGUAACAUGACUUUCAAAUUCGCUCGUGGGCUAUCACACGAAGAAGCAGCACUCCUCAAAGACCCAUUUUGUAAAGCUCGAGUGCGGUUUCGACUUGGUGGUGAGGUGUUUCCUCCUAAAGUGCUAUUCAAGAUAUUCACCAAAUCCCAAACCCACUACUACCACGCCAAACGCCUCAUCCCUGCAGGCUCCAUCGGUGCUCGUGACGCACUCAACGUUUCCGGGAGAUGGCCUUUUUUAAAACACGUACUCGAUUUACACUACCACUCGCCUAUCGAAUCCGUCGACAUUACAUCCCAGAACGAGUUCGUGCAAUUUAUGGCAUCGCUGGAUGCUCGCCAUGCACAUUUAGGUGGGAGACAGAAUAACUGGAGGGAGCUGAAACUGGAGGAUUUGUUGCCGCCAAAGAAACAGAGGGCGAAGUGGAAGGAACGGUGGAUUUCUGCACAUAGGAGUAAGAAGAGGGUGAAUAAUGGUGCUGAGAUACGGAAGGCUGUGGUGGUAGCGACAAGGGAUUUUGAUGAGGAUGUGCUUGGGGAUGGUGAUUUUGAGGACUUGUACGAAUGGACGGUCGCGUUGGACGAAGUUUGA
This is a messenger RNA of Synchytrium microbalum, 711 nucleotides long. RefSeq lists its product as uncharacterized. Lineage: Eukaryota; Fungi; Chytridiomycota; Chytridiomycetes; Synchytriales; Synchytriaceae. The coding region runs from base 1 to 711 and encodes 236 amino acids. The transcript has 3 exons. The record is from RefSeq and is a predicted model, not a curated record.